Messenger RNA from Moesziomyces antarcticus, 3993 nucleotides. Its product is annotated as gef1. Lineage: Eukaryota; Fungi; Basidiomycota; Ustilaginomycetes; Ustilaginales; Ustilaginaceae. The transcript has a single exon. Gene Ontology annotation, molecular function: guanyl-nucleotide exchange factor activity. The record is from RefSeq and is a predicted model, not a curated record. The coding region runs from base 1 to 3993 and encodes 1330 amino acids.
AUGCCUCCAUCCCAAUCGCAUCCCCAUCGCGCUCUCACCCACCCUUCGCCGCUCAUCGCAUCGCCCACUCGCAUCGAUCAUCCAACACCCACCAUGCCGCCACGCCAUCACACCGACCACCACGACGCUUCCGCUCGUCACUCACAACCAACUCCAUCUCCCAUCCCACAGUACCAACUGCAAUCUCGUCCAGCUACCUUUCAUUCAGUUCGAGCUCCUCUGCCUCUGCCUCUGCACCUCCAUCCUUUCCACUCGUCUUGGGCGCCAUCCUCCCUCCCAUUCCAACCUAGGCCUCCGCCAGCAACGAGCAUUCGUGUCGGCUGCCGCGUCCCCUCCUCCCUCUCCAAUCAGUACAUCUUGCCUCCUCCGCAAUCGCACGACCGGCUCGAUCACACCAGCCACAUCUACCUCCCACGCCCCAUCUCGGCUCACCCGAGUCAAUCCACCAUGUCCGCAGCAACUGCCUCCACGGUAGACCUGCUGCCUCGCAUGGGGCCCUCCUCCGGCAUGCACAGCCCCUUUUCUAUACCACAUCCGCUCUUCAACAAUGACGCAGGCCCUUCCUCCUUUCCCUCGUCCAGACCACCCGCGCCCUCAUCCAUCGACACCGGCGCUCGCAAGAAUGCCGCCCUGCUCGAUGCUCUCGCCGGUCCUUCGGGCGCAUUGAAACUCUCCUCGCCCGCGUCCGCAGCAGCUCCGCCUUCCAGCCUCGAACUCAGCCAGAACGCAGGCUCCAGCUUAUCCGCAGGCGGUGCCUUUGGCGCAUCAGGCGCCUACUCCUCCUCCAACGGCGGCGCAUCCGGCGGCUUGGGCAGCACCAACAUGCGCCCGGGCGGCGGCGGCGGCGCUGGCGGCAGAGACGACCUCCACCGCAACGGCGCUCCCGGCGACGGAAGCGGCUCCGGCGGUAACGGCGGCGACGACUCCCACGACGACAAGGACGACAAGGAAAAGGCAAAGAAGUCAAACCCGCUCGUCGAUCUCCUCGACACAGAGGCCGCCUACGUCUCCGAACUCUCCAAGAUCAUCAAAAAGGUCGCCGCCGCCUGGUCCCGCUCCAACUUCCCACCGCCCGAGCUCGAUGCCAUGUUCCGCAAUACAGAGGCCAUCUACCGCGCAAAUCGCAGCUUCCUCAAGGCGCUCAAGGAGAUCGGUCCCAACCCCUCGUCGCCAAAGGCGCUCGGCGACCUGCUCAUGAAGUGGAUCGACGAUCUCGAGACCCCCUACUCGCGCUUCUGCGAGAGCUACCUCUGCGACUUUGACGCAUGGUCCGCCGUCCAGUCCAACCCGCGCCUCGCCAACCUCCUCCUCGACGUCUCGGGCCCGACCGAUGCAGACGGCAACCCCGUCACUUUUAGCGAUCGCAAGCGCGACCCCAACGAGCCCUGGACCCUCGACGGCCUCUUUGCCCUCCCGCACAUCCGCCUCAAGUACUACAAGAAGCUCUACUCGCGCCUCCUCAAAAGCACGCAACCCGGAAGGAGCGACCAUCGCCUGCUCGUCGGCGCAAACGAGAAGCUCGACGAGCUCGUAGACAAGUCCAAACGCAGACUCGCCGUCUCGGUCCUCGACGAGGUCGCCGGCCGCGAGUCGCGCGACAGCUCCUUUGCAGACAGCAACGUCAACAGCGAAUCGUCGCAACGCGAACGCGUCUCUUCCGCCACCUCGCACUCCGACUCGCAAUCGCCCAACUCGCGCCCAGUCCAGACGCUCGGCAACAAAACUUCCCCGACGCGAGCUCCCGCGGCCGGCACCGCCAAUGCUGCCUCCACCGCAUCUGCCGCUGCAUCAUCAUCGCUGCUACCCGCCGCCGGACGCGCUCCGACGCCUGGUGGCAUGCCCCUCUUUGGAGCGCCCACGAGCCAGCUCAACGGCCUCAGCUUGGACCACCCCAGCAUCUCGGCUCCCAGGCCCGAGCUCGUCCGCGGCAACUCGGAGGUCGCCAGCGUACACGACAGCGGCUCGCAGACCGCAGGCGACGACUCGGCAUCCACGCGCACCAACUCGCUCUCCCAGCCCAUCGAGAACCUCGAGAAGCGUCUCGACACUUCCAAGACGCUCGACAUUUUCACCAUGAAACCCAAAAAGUGCCAGCUCCAGAUGCACCCGCCCAAUCUGCCGUUUGCCCGCGCGCUGCGCAAGUCGGCCGACGUCGUCAUCCACUUUACCCCGAGCAGCGGCGGACCCGAGAUCAGCAUCCGACGCGCACACAUGUUCCUGCUCACCGACCUCUUCCUCGUGUGCGAGCGCAUGACGCCCAGCGAAAAGGCCGAGCUCUCCAAGGGCGGUGUGGGCCCGGACAUGUGGCUGCUGUAUCCGCCGCUGGCAGGUAAGCACUUGCGCGUCGCCGAUCUCGGCGGCCAGGGCAACACGCUCUCCAUCACCAUCCUCAAAAAGGAGACGCUCACCGUCCACACCGACUCGCGCGAGGCAAAGGACGAGUGGCUCGAGCACUUUGCCGACUGCCAAAAGUUCGCCGCCAACCUCGGCCUCAAGGUCAAGACGGGCAGCAGCACGCUCUCGGCGCCCUCGGCUGCAAGCAGCGUGUCGGCCGCUUCGCUCGGCUCUGCGCAGCCGAGUCUCACCACGCCGGCGCUCUCGCCUGCCAUCUCGGUCACACCCUCUUCGACGCACGGCCACGAUGACGUUGCGGAAUCCAUGCCGUCGACAUUUGGCAAUGAUGGCCCCAACAGCUCGCCCGUCAUCGGCUCGGAUCUCUCGAGGCAGGCUUCGUUCAACUCGGUGGCAUCGUUCCCCAAGGCGGCCGCGCUCGGCUCGCCCGAUCUGGGCAACUUUGCGCCCGGCAGCAGCUCUGCCUUUUCGCCACGAUCGCCGUCGCCCUCCAACUUUGGGCCGGGUGGCGCACCGUCCAACGGUCCGCACGGUUUCGGUGGAGCGCGGCCGCCCAUGCAGAUGCGUCCGGGCAUGAUGUCGCCGUCCAACGGCGCGCUUUCGCCCGACACGAGCCCUGCCACCGGCCCCGUGCGCUACGGUCCCGGCGGGUUCGGGCCCAACGGCCCGAUGGCCAUGGGUCGACCUCCGCUCAUGCAGGAUCCCAACAUGCCUCCGCGUUCGCCUGGCGGCAUGCGUGGUCCGCCCGGUGGACCGCCGGGUCCUGGAGGUGCCAUGUUCCCACGCGGAGGCCCAAGUCCUGUGCCUGGUCAGAUGCCGGGAGGUCCGGGCUCGAGUCCCGGAUUCGGACCUAUGCAUGUGCGUCCUGGCAUGGCACCGCAUGGAGCGCCGGGCAUGGGACCGGGUGGACAGGGUGGACCGGGGCCGGCGUUCAUGAACGGCGCACCGCGACCGCCGAUGCCGCGACCGCCUCCGGGUGCGCAGCCGUGGGCGAGUGGCCCGCCUCCGCCGCCGCCGAAUGGCAUGGGUGGCCGCGAGCCGUACAGGAGGCCGUCGGCGCCGAAUCUGCGCCAGGCGUCGCACGGCUCGUCGGGUGGCGGCAGGACGUCGGACGAGGGCGAAGGUGGGCGGUCGUUUAUCCGCACGCGCUCGGUGUCGAGCACGGGCUCGACGGCGCCCAAGCUGCCGUCGGCCAUGAUGAAGGAGGGCCGCGACCGGGGCGAGCGCGGUACGGAUGUGUCGCCGCCAAGCAGCCCCGUGGCCAAGAAGCAGGGCCCGUUCCGAAGCACCGUAUCGGCGCAGAUGCGAUGCAAGCUCUUCCUCAAGCAGGGGCAUGCGCAGUGGAAAUCGCUGGGAAAUGCGCGGCUGAAGCUGUUCCACAUCCUGCCGGACGACAUCAAGCAGCUGGUGGUGGAGAACGAGCGCAAGACGCUCAUCUCGACCAUUGUGCUCACCGACGGCGUCGAGAGGGUGGGCAAGGUGGGCGUCGCCGUGGAGCUGAGCGACCGAGGCAACCGGACGGGCAUCAUCUAUAUGCUCCAGAUGCGAUCCGAGGAGUCGGCGAGCGGCCUGUUUGGGCAGCUGCUCGAGGGCAGCGACAGGACGGCGGCGGCCACGUCGAUGGCCGGCAGCUUUGCCUGA